Molecule: messenger RNA, 6378 nt
Organism: Cylindrotheca closterium
Lineage: Eukaryota; Bacillariophyta; Bacillariophyceae; Bacillariales; Bacillariaceae
Source: the annotation of a GenBank genome assembly
AUGUUGAUGACAGGAUUUUUGUCGUUGAAUGUGCACGAUUCUUUGACAUUUGAUGGUGCAGAACUAUGUUUACAUCCUGACUUGUUUCCUAUCUCGUCGACUUCAGCGACUGGCAGCACCAAUGGUGGUAAUCAUACAGGUCUUGCACCGGGGGACAUGAUUGAAAUCCGUGUUUGGGAUCCAUUGCCGCAGAGUGUCAUCGCGUCUUCGGCGUCUUCCGCCGCAUCCAUCACAACAGCAAUAGGACCAACGAGCGUAAUCAAUACCCCGGCAUCAACUCCAGUCAGUACGUUGAAUCGGAGUCCACCAGAACCCAGACGAAACAAUUCCGCAAACAAUAGUCUCGCCGGAACUCUGACCCCUACUGGCGGAAACACUAGCGUAAUAAGCAACCAAAAUUUGCGACUGGCGCCUUCCCUUAUGAAGACUCCAACUCCAUUUACCACACCAAAUCCAGCAUCAUCUCAUCCUACCCCUGCACAACCUUCGAAUUCUGCGGCGUCCACGCCCACGGCGGGAAGUAUGUCAUAUGCCAGUGCUGUGGCGGGUACCAGCACUGCCCCGGCCAUUCCCAAUGAAUCAGUCACCAAUGUUCCGAGCAAAAUUCAAACCACGAAUCUCCGUCCUCGAGCUCCGUCACUGACAAAUUCAUUGGCGUACUCUGUCGAGUCAGAGAACCCGCAAAGUGGAACCCGUGCUGUCGUGGACGCCAAUAGCAGCAACCAAAGCGUAGACACAUCAGCUUCCACUGUCAAGGGAGGAGACGACCAUAUCACCACCAAAUCCGUGGGUGAAGAAUCCAAUGGAUCGGCUUCGGCGCAAGACGCGGCAACAGCUGCUACACCUCCGACCUACAACUUACUUUCGAAAUCACCAAUAACUUCACCGGCCACGUCCGUCACGCUUCCAUCGACAGCUGCCGCAAAUGCAGCUGCCACAGCCGCCUCGUUGCCACCCGUCUUUCCCAGGGGGCAAGGCAGUACCUCGGAUACCGUGUCUUUGAUGGGCACUCUUCACAAACCCAAACCCAUUGGCAUGACUCGUCGUUCCAGGACUGUUGCUUCGACGACCAAUACCACUGGCAGUAAUACUGCUCCCACUAGUUCGCGGCCCCUGGCAUACCCGUCCAAGGCUACUGGUCCACUCCAUUCUCGAGAUAUUUCGGAUGUCACCGUGGAUACUCAGCAACUGGACAAUAUGGAUUUGCUGCAGGCUGCUGGUUUGUACAGCGAUGGCAACACGGACCACUUGAUUCCUCCCGAAAACUCCUUUCCACCACGCCAGAAUCUUGCCAAUGCGAUGGCCAAUGUAAGCACUGGUAGCGACAGCAAAAAAUUGAGGUCGACGCAUAGCUUGCGAUUGUCCUUUGUCCUACUGGUGACCAACCAAACGUUGACAACUCUCAAGGGGAACACUCGGACGCAAAUUUCCAUGUUGCGACAAGUAGCCGACUUGUAUGCUUUGUCGAGAUAUGACACAGUGACAGUCCACAAGAUUACCAAGGAAGAUGAGGAAGAAGCACUCAAGGCUGUCUCCGCUGAUUAUGUUGUGGUCACUAUCAAGGAUCAAUUCAUUUCAAGAGGGGAUAUGCUGUACUUUCAGCAUACGUUAAAGGGCUCGUGGAUUUACGAAGGCGAACGACUCAUGGAACAAAGCAAGGGUAUUAAGGCACAUGCCCGCGAAAUUCGGCAUGGGAAUGCUUCGGCAAAGUCAGGAAUCGUGACGGACGAAACCAUGAUCACAUUUCGAAGUCGAUCGGCCCGUAUUUUUUGGUUGGUUCAACUGAGUUCCGAAAUGUGGGAAUACUCGUCGCCGUACGACCCUGUUGCCAAUCAAGUUCCUAUUUGUGAGAUUUACUUUGACAAGUGGAUUCGAUUUUUGCACAAGCUGUUCACGAAAUGGAAGGUAAUGGAGGUGACACACUCAUUGACGGUUAUCUUCUUUAGUCGGACCCUCAUCUACAAUGGCGAAAAUUCGACCUUCAAACUUGCGGAUGUGUAUGGUCGACCAUACGAGGAUCAUUUCAAAACAGUCAUCGAGAAUGAGACUUGUAUGGAUUGGCAUUCGUUGUUGGUUCGUAUCAAGGAGGCAUUCGUACAGUAUCCCUUUGAAGUGGGCUGGUCAUUGGACCGGCGUCCGACGAAUGCAAGUCAAGGCAAUGUUUUGGAAGCUAUCAAUCUCACACUGAACGUGAUGCAAUUCCACUACUUGGAUCGUGAUCUUCAUAGAACUGGAAAUUCACUCGUUGUCAUUUCUCCAGGUUGUGGUAUAUUUGAGGUGAAUAAAAGACUAGCGGAGAUUACAUACAAACGAAUGAUGGAUCAUGGUAUUGGGAGUGAUAUGCUGAGUUUGGGCCUCCCACCUCUUCACAUUGCCCCUAUCUUCUUGUACGCGGUUGAUCCAAGGGCUGGAACAGAAACAAGCGGUGGACAUUAUGAAGUUCCGCAUUGGAUGCAUCUAUCGUUCAUAAACUAUGACAGGGACGAUGGAGUUGGUCACCAAGAAGAAAAGAAGGACUCCAGCCCAGUGAACAAGAACAAAAUCUUGAGAUCUUGGAUGGAUUCCUAUGAAGUCGCAUCGAAUGGCUUUCUCCGUCCAAAAAUUGACGUUGAGGGACGCAUUGGCCCUGGCGAUGGGGACCGGGCGAAAAGUUUCUCUGCGAUUGGCAACGCUGCAGCCACUCCUGUCAAAGCCAAAUCCGAAGCAAAGCAAGAACGGCAACUUAUUGAGGGUAGGGACUUUCGAGAUAUCUUGGAUGCUUGUAGGCCGAAGGUUAGAUCCGUGAUUCCUUCCCCGCUGCUAUUUAUUUUGAAACAGAUCGUAGAUCAAGACGAAACGGGUCAAACAAAAUGGAUGGAUGAAGCAAGGGCCAGUCCUCUCGUAGAAUGGGGAACCGCCAAUACGGCCGAGAUGAUUGCACAGGAUCGACUGUUGAUACAGCACCUACAGUCGACGUCACGGAAGAAGAAGGAUGUGGCACAAAGCGGCAGAGCAAACAGCGAGAGUGGCUCGAGUACCAGUUCCAAAGUUGAUUAUUCACAGAUAUUGUCUACGACACCUCUUUCCACUUCGCCUAAGAUCUUCCAGCUGCAGCGCUCGAAUUCCAUUAAGCUUGGACAGAUGUCUUUUCUACCGAAAAGGGCGCCAUCACCCUCGAUGCUAAACGAUGACAGCUUGUCCGCUAGUGCAAGCACUGCAUCAGGGUCUUCACUGGGAAAGCACUCACUCGAGAUGAAAUCCACACUUGAAACAAAAGCGGAAGUGACAAUUGGCAGCAACCCAGAUGAGUCUGGUAUGAUGGACCAAAAUCAACAUAUCAUGCACCUAAGACAAUUGAUGGAAGAUCAUGAUGCGGUAGUAUGCUCGCCGUUGCUGGCUGAAGUUCAGCCUUCCAGCGAAGUCCAAAGGUUAUCAAAUACUAAAAGAUCGAUUAGUCCCGCAGUAACCUCGAGGAAAAAGUCACCACAUCACGGCGGACUUGGAGAUGCUUUGUCUCGAUAUGAAACUAAGAAACCUCGGGAAUCAGCACGAACCCUUAGAUCUCUCAGCGAUUUGCAUCAGACAUCUUUCAAACAAGACCGACCACGCAAAUCAUCACCAUUGCUGAACCCAAAGAGUGAACGGGGACAGAGAGCAAUAUCACCAGUUAUGCUGUCUCCUCCUGAUUCAGAGCUCAACCAAACCCAUCCCCAUGCGACAAAUAAGGAUGAAACUAGCCACAGCUUCAGCAGGCAUGUUUCGACACGGGACAGCAGAUUACAUGCACACAGAUCAGGAUUUGGUUCCACGAAUACUCUUCCUGCUCUCGACUUGAGUAAUCAUGGAGGUAGUCCCACAAGUCAAUUCAGGGGUUCUUCGGCGUCAGGUAUGAGGCAAAUUUACAAGCAAAAACCACACUUGCUAUCUAAAAGCCCCCCUGUUAGCGCUAGUAGGCUUCAAAGCGGCACGUACGGAUCUAAAGUAGGACAAUCCUCGAGUCCUUCUCGCAGUGGAUCCCGCGAUAGGUCAGGCCACCGUAGAUCGAGAUCUGCUGCAAAUAGUCGGAAUGGUGUUGUUCCCCAAAGACAAGCGUCCUAUAAUCCAUUCCGACAGAGUGAUGAAGACGAAGUGCUUGCUACACGAUCACACGAACGUCGAAGGUGGAGCCAUGUCUUUGCUGAGGGAGAGGUUGAGUUCAAACGACACGCUGGCCCAAUUUGGAACAGUCUCACUUCACCGGCAAUUUUGCCCCUUUCUGUUGAUUAUCUGCCAUCACCACAAGAGAUGCGCGAUGAAAGGAGGUUUCUAUUCACACCCUACAGCAUCACCCUGAGUGGAAUUGAGAAGAGUUUCUACAACACUCACGACGAGUUGAUUAUGGAGAUGGUCCGAAUGAGGGUGACGCAAGAUUAUCAGAUCGUUACGGCCAAAGCAGUCAGAGAAAGCAACAAUCGUGUUGAGAAACCACGGGAAGGACGCGGAGGAGUUUCUACAAAAAGGAGAGGGAAAUUCGAUCGCAAUUCUGAACCAGACAAGAAUGAAGCGAGCAAGCAUUAUCUGUCAAUGGGACACAUCAUACAAGUUAUUCACUACGACCCAAGCAAUGAUACUAUUGCGGUUGUUGUCUACCUUGAGGCGAGAGACUACGAUAAUUACAAGAACUACUACGACUAUGAGUACUUGCUCUAUUCAGAUGCAACAAAUCAAUAUGUAAAGUCAAGCCAAACGUUUGCCAAGUUCAAGGAAAUUUAUCGAUGGAACAUGAGCGACAACAUCAUGUGUGGAGAAUACGGGACAGAAUUAAUGACAGUGAUGAUAACCAGGAGCCUAAUUUUUUGUCUUCUCCCCCCGUCUUUUCCAGAUGAAGUCUCCGAGAAAGCCUAUGUAUCGAAAUUCAAAAGGCUCCUUGAAUAUCUUGGUAGAUUACGAGAAAAAGAAGAAGCAAAAACAGAUCUUGGAGUGGAAAUAAUGACCAGUUCUGACUGCGCAGAACCCAAUCUUGAAACACUUCCAUCAAUGAAGAAAGCUAACGAUUCCUUUGUUCAGUUCAUCGUAAGGCUGCAGCGGGGCAAACAAGAUCCAGUCGAAUGGCUACAAAUCUCAAUUGAAUCCGUCUUCGUCCCUACUCGGUCCUACAAAAUAUUUUUCAAUUGGCUUGUUGGGAGUUCAUCAAAAGUUGAAGGGCAAAUACAACUGUUGCAUCGGCGCUGUUCUCAGUUUGGUCUCCGUCUCGUCGCCAUUCCACAUACAACUACAUUUGAAAACUUGCAACAGCACGCAUUUUCUGUGCCCACAUUCAUUUGUGUUCGGAGCAAAGAAACUGUUGACGGUCUCGAUGCUCUUCUAAAGAGCAAGGAUUUUAUCUACGAAGGGGUCGAGGUAACAAAGCCAGGCCGGAUUCUUCAAUCCAUCGAAAACCGCAACGACUAUAAUUUUGAAAGGUUUCACUGGGCGAAAAAAAAAUUUCAUCGUGUGGCUUCGAAGCAAUACAUCCAUCGUUCAGGGGCACUGGUUGUGCGGAUGAUUCCUGAUUCCCAAGGGUUAGCUAUAUUGGCAUUGAUUGAGAACCGAAAGAAUGCGAGUAGAGAGAAUAAUUUCAAGGAGAUUGCGAGGAACCUCAUGCUUGAUUUGCAGCAAACGAUAAAAGACUACAAGAAGGCUGAGCCGAAGAUGACUGAAGAAGAAAAGAAGCUUGAAGUGAAGAUGGCCGAAGAAAAAGCCGAAGAAAGCGAGAAGGCCAAAGACAGCGAAAAGCUCAAACCGAAACCGGUAGAAAACAAUGAGAAGGCCGAGCCGAAGAUGAUAGAAGAAACCAACAAGCUCAGACAGACACCGAUAGAAGUAAGCGAGCAGGCCGAGGCAAAGAUGGUCGAACCGAGAGCAUCAGAAGAAAUCGAAAACGCCAAAACAAAGGUGCAAGAAGACAACCAAAAGCCCGAAGCAAAUUUGGUAGAGGAAAGCGAGAGGAUCGAGCCCAAGAUGGUUGAAACAAAGUGGGCAGAAGACAACCAACAAGUAGAAGCGAAACCGGUAGGAAACAGCGAAAAGAUCGAGCCAAAGAUGGUAGAAGAAAACGACAAACUCGAACAGACACCGGCAAAAGAAAGUGCGAAGGCCGAGGCAAAGAUGCUCAAACCGAAAGCACAAGAAGAAAUGGAAAACGCCGAAACGACUUUGCAAGAAGACAACGAAAAGUCCGAAUCAAAUUCGGCAGAGGAAAGCGAGAGGAUGGAGCCGAAGAUGGUGGAACCAAAAGCAGCAGAAGAAAGCGAGAAGGUCAAAACGACGAGGGUAGGAGGCAAGCAAAAGCUCGAACCGAAACAGGUAGCAGACACCGAGAAGAUCGAGCCGAAGAUGGAAGAAGAAAGCGUCGAAACAACGGUGGCAGAAGACAACUAA